AUGGAGGAUAGUUCUAUAGAGCGUAGGAUAGAGAUUGACAAUAGAGAAGUAGUUCUUAGUGUAGAAGAUGUAUCAUUAGCCGUAGAUUCUAACGUGGAGUUCCCCCCUCCCCCGCCAGAGGAAGAGAUCGUUGCUAUAGUAACGAAGAAGGAACCCAAAAUCGGCUUCGGUGACAUGGUGGCUUACAACGUGCUACCAGAAAUGCUCGAGCAUGUAAACAAAUAA
Molecule: messenger RNA, 225 nt
Organism: Leptosia nina
Lineage: Eukaryota; Metazoa; Arthropoda; Insecta; Lepidoptera; Pieridae
Source: the annotation of a GenBank genome assembly